Molecule: messenger RNA, 1348 nt
Organism: Planococcus citri (citrus mealybug)
Lineage: Eukaryota; Metazoa; Arthropoda; Insecta; Hemiptera; Pseudococcidae
Product: D-aspartate oxidase-like
Exons: 7
Coding region: 190-1185 (331 amino acids)
Biological process (GO): D-amino acid catabolic process
Cellular component (GO): cytoplasm
Molecular function (GO): D-amino-acid oxidase activity; FAD binding
Source: RefSeq, a predicted model, not a curated record
GGUUUUUAACACUAUUUCGGAAUAUAAUAAUUAUUUCGUUCAGUAGAAAGUGUCUGUUAAGUGAGUGAUAUUUUGAUACCUCAGAAUUGCACGAAUGAAGUCAGAAUCGUAUCGUAUUUAGACGUAAAUUUUGAGUAGAUAAUCCCGAACUUGUGAAUUUAUGAGACUCGUUGUAGGCAACAAACGAGAAUGCGAAAUCUAGAAAUUGCUGUGCUUGGAGCUGGAGUUGUCGGUGUUAAUACUGCAUUAAGGAUCCAGGAAGAAUUUCCAUCUGCUAAAGUCACCUUGAUACAUGAUAAAUUCUAUGGAACUGCUUUAAGCUAUGGUCCUCCUGGCAUUUUUUACCCUUCUUCGGAUUUCGGCGGAUUUGAUAGGGAUCUUGCCAAGAACAUCGUUCGUACUUCGUUCAAGUAUUACCAACAAUUGCUGAACAUCCCUAAAAGCGGAGUGACAGAAAUUCGCGGAUACUUAUUUUCUGAUACGAAUGAAAGCAACGUCCGAAGUGACCUUAUGGAAAGUAUCGUUCCAUGCUAUCGUCCUACAACUGAGGAAGAACGUCAAUUAAAUUCAAAGUCGUGGAAAUACGGAUCGUACUUUGAGACAAUAAGAACCCAAUGCACGUUAUUUAUUCCUUGGGCGUUAAAGAAGUUCAAGCAGAAUGGUGGAGUCACGUUGAAAAAACACAUCACCAAUUUCAGCGAAUUAGAAACCGAAUACGAUGUCGUUUUCAAUUGCACUGGAUUGAACGCGAAAUAUUUAUGUAACGAUCCCUUCAUUGUACCCAUUCGUGGCCAGCUUAUGCAUGUGUACGCUCCGCAAAUAAAAAAUUUCUAUUUCAACGACUCCAACACUUACAUAUUUCCCUUGGGAAAUGGAAAAGUUUGUAUGGGCGGUAGUCGUGAUUACGGUAGUUAUGAAACCGAAGUGAAUCAUUUUGACACCCUGUCGAUUAUAAAACGGUGUAGCGAAAUUGUUCCCAGUUUGAAGGAACCGACUAUUCUGACUCAAUGGGUUGGAUUGAGACCGCAUAGAAAUAUUGUUCGAUUGGAGGUGGAAAAUUUGGGAAAAUUGAAGAUUGUGCAUAAUUAUGGACACGGUGGUUCUGGAAUUACAACUGCUCCUGGUAGCGCUGAUCACGUUGUUGAUUUAUUUAAACAUUCCCAUUCCUCCAAGAGUAAAUUGUAAAUUGAGCAAUUAUUUGAAUGGGCGAUUCAUUCUCCAUUUUAAAACCUCAAUUUUAUUUCUCUUCUUAAGAUUUAAAUUUUAAAAAAAGCCCGAGCAAUUUUUUGUAUUUUUUGUUUUCAAGUUACUCUUAAUACUUACCUAAUAAAAUGACUUUUAAUACUUA